Molecule: messenger RNA, 1872 nt
Organism: Recurvomyces mirabilis
Lineage: Eukaryota; Fungi; Ascomycota; Dothideomycetes; Mycosphaerellales; Teratosphaeriaceae
Product: Glycerol kinase
Exons: 2
Coding region: 1-1872 (623 amino acids)
Biological process (GO): triglyceride metabolic process; phosphorylation; glycerol-3-phosphate biosynthetic process
Cellular component (GO): mitochondrion
Molecular function (GO): glycerol kinase activity
Source: RefSeq, a predicted model, not a curated record
AUGUCUUUAACAGCCAGCGCUGUCAUUUUCCCACAAAAAGGUGCGGAUGAGUAUGAGGAAGGGAUGAGGAACGAAGACAAGCAGUCGCCAAACGAGCUCAACGAGCAGAAAGCUAAUGACGAGAUCAUGAAAAAGGCAGGGCAGUCGGCAUUGCAGGCUGAGCAACAAGGACAAUCUCCCUCAGACAGUGCCAAAAUCGAAGAGGUACGCGGGCAACAAGAGAAGCUUCACGCAGAAGGUGUCACAAUCGAACCAUCGCAACCCGGACGACCUGGACUACCUCGCUUUACGAGUAGCAAAGAGAACGUACUCUCCCAAUUCUUCAUUGGUAGUAUAGACCAAGGGACGACAAGCACAAGAUUCAUUAUAUUUGACGGGACAGGGCAGCCGGUCGCGAGCCAUCAGCAUGAGUUUAAGCAACAUUAUCCAGAACCAGGGUGGCAUGAGCAUGACCCGAACGAAUUGAUCGCCUCGGCUGAGGUAUGUGUCAGCAAAGCAACGGCGACUUUUAAGGAACUAGGGCAUGAUAUUGCAGACAUUCGGGCAAUCGGCAUAACCAAUCAGAGAGAAACAGCUGUGGUGUGGGACUGGGAGACCGGCGAGCCGUUAUACAACACUAUUGCUUGGCCGGACACGAGAACGAAAGGCAUUGCAAGAGACCUGAAGGACAAGGAAGAACGGCUGGGCUUGAAUAUCGCACAAAUGACCGGUCUUCCGUUGUCGACAUAUCCUUCCUCUGUCAAGCUAGUCUGGCUAUUGCAUCACGACGAGAAAGUCAUGGAGGCCUACGAGGCGGGACGAUUAGCGUUCGGAACCGUCGAUACAUGGCUGUUGUACAACUUCAAUGGCAAGGACAACGAAUAUUUCGUAACCGACACAACGAAUGCAAGCCGGACGAUGUUCAUGAACCUGCAUACCUGCCAAUACGACGAUACUCUGCUAGAAUUCUUCGGAAUUGACAAGACGAAAGUCCAUCUUCCGCGAAUCGUGCCUAGCUCGGAUGCUCGUGCAUACGGUAAGAUGGUCGGGGGAUCCCUCGGAGGUAUGAGAAUUACAGGUUGUCUCGGUGAUCAGUCUGCUGCUCUUGUAGGUCAGCAGGGCUUUAGCCCUGGAUCCGCAAAGAACACAUACGGUACGGGAUGUUUCCUACUAUAUAAUGUUGGUGAAAAGCCGGUUGUGUCCAAGCAUGGACUGCUUGCGACCGUUGCAUAUGACUUUGGCGGCCACCGUAAGCCAGUCUAUGCGCUCGAGGGGUCUGUUGCUGUUGCUGGCUCAGGUGUGAAAUUCAUGAUGAAUAACAUGGGCUUUAUUACGCACUCGCACAAGAUCUCAGAGCUUGCGGCUUCCGUGGACGACAAUGGUGGCUGUGUAUUUGUAACUGCGUUCUCAGGCCUCUUUGCGCCUUACUGGAUUGACGAUGCGAAGGGCACAAUCUUCGGCAUCACUCAACACACGCAGCGCGGCCACAUAGCUCGAGCAACACUCGAAGCCGUAUGCUUCCAGACCAAGGCCAUUCUGGACGCCAUGGAGCUAGACUCUGGCCAUAAGCUGGCCGCAUUAGCCGUUGAUGGUGGGAUGUGCAACAGCAAUCUUUGCAUGCAGACGCAGGCGAACAUUACAGGGAUCAACGUCGACAGACCCGCGAUGAGAGAGACGACCGCUUUAGGUGCUGCUAUCGCGGCUGGGUUUGCCGUCGAUAUUUGGAAGGAGUUCGAUGAAUUGAAAGCUAUCAAUCAGAAGGACCGAAUGAUCUUCACGCCUGACAUCAAUCGAGAAGAGUCUGCGAAGAUGUUCAAGAAGUGGACGCGAGCGGUUGAGAUGUGUCGAGGUUGGCUCGAUCCCGACGAAUACGGGGAGGACUUUGAUGUGUAG